This is a messenger RNA of Salvelinus namaycush (lake trout), 3690 nucleotides long. Its product is annotated as tubulin--tyrosine ligase-like. NCBI's taxonomy places the organism in Eukaryota, Metazoa, Chordata, Actinopteri, Salmoniformes, Salmonidae. Gene Ontology annotation, biological process: protein modification process. The transcript has 7 exons. The record is from RefSeq and is a predicted model, not a curated record. The coding region runs from base 678 to 1913 and encodes 411 amino acids.
AACCGUCAUCGAAGUCGGAAUUCCAAGUCGGAAACUCUGGCAUCUUUCAAGAGCUCAGUCUUUCCGGCCUGAACAUCAUCGACGUCAUGAUUUGAGCUCUUAUUUUUCGAGUUCCCAGUUGUCUUGAAAGCUCCUUAAAAUAACCUUUACUGGAAAAUGUUAAUCUUUUUUCAUUGGUCGUUUUUUUUGUCUCCCAAAUUAAACAGCUAAAAUCUUAGGAAAGUACCAGUUUACAUAGAUAACGAUUUAAACAACAAUUAAGAAAUAUAUUCAGCUACCAGUAAACGACAGCAAGUUAGCUAGCUACGUAACAUUAGCAAGCAAGCCAGAUAGAAGCCAGAGGAUCUCAGCCAGACGUGGGACCAAGUAACGUUAACGUCGUUAUUCAGGCACACCCUAAAUCCGGGCACCCAUGACUGAAACGUAACGUUAGGCGAGAGUCAUGCAACAUUAAGUAGUUAGGACUUUUGUGAUCAUGAAAGACAUUCACUAGCAACAAGAACACGCGAAGCACUUUUUUCAGAACCUGGAUAUGACUGUCUCAUCAUCAUGCCAAAGACAUCCGUCCGCGAGAUAGCGUUUGCCAGCCAGUCUGCUAAAUUCAAUAGCUACACCUGGGCUAGCUAGCUAAUAAUUCGUUUUGUUGUGUGCUGUUGCACAUAUACUAUUGUUGUAAUAUGAAUGCACCGAUGUAUACAUUUGUCGCAAGAGACGAGAACAGCACUAUUUAUGCUGAAGUUUCCAAAAUUCUCGUCGCAACUGGACAAUGGAAGAGACUGAAAAGGGAUAAUCCCAGAUUCAAUUUGAUGUUGGGCGAACGGAACAGACUGCCAUUUGGACGGCUUGGUCAUGAGCCAGGACUGAUGCAACAGGUGAAUUAUUACAGAGGAGCAGACAAGUUGUGCCGCAAAGCAUCUUUAGUCAAGUUAAUCAAGACUAGCCCAGAGCUUCCAGACCCCAGCAACUGGUUGCCUGAAUCCUACAUCAUCUAUCCUACUAACCUCAAUACCCCCGUCGCUCCUGUAAAUAAUGGCAUCGGCCACCUGAAAAGUAACCCCAAGACAGAUGAAAGAGAAGUUUUCCUGGCCUCUUAUCACUCAAGGAAGGAAAGCGGAGAGGGAACAGUGUGGAUCGCCAAGUCAUCUGCUGGAGCAAAAGGUGCUGGAAUUUUGAUAUCCUACGAUGCAAAUCAAUUGCUGGAGUUCAUUGAUAAUCAAGGGCAGGUUCAUGUCAUUCAGAAGUACCUAGAAAGACCACUACUGCUGCAACCUGGCAACCGUAAAUUUGACAUCAGGAGCUGGGUGCUCGUGGACCAUCAGUACAACAUCUACCUUUACCGGGAGGGUGUGCUGCGGACGGCCUCGGAGCCCUACGACAGCUCCAACUUCCAGGACAUGACCAGCCACCUGACUAACCACUGCAUCCAGAAAGAGCACUCCCAGAACUACGGCCGCUACGAGGAGGGCAAUGAGAUGUUCUUCGACGAGUUCCGGCAGUACCUGCUGAGCACCCACAACAUAACACUGGAGACCAGCAUUUUACCUCAGAUCAAGCAGAUCAUAAGGAGCUGUUUGACAUGCAUUGAGCCAGCCAUCAGCACUAAGCACCUGUCCUAUCAGAGCUUCCAGCUCUUUGGCUUUGACUUCAUGGUGGACGAAAGCUUCAAGGUGUGGCUGAUCGAGAUCAAUGGAGCGCCGGCCUGCGCGCAGAAACUCUACCCGGAGCUAUGCCAAGGUAUCGUGGACGUAGCCAUCUCCAGUGUCUUCCCACUGAACAAUGAUUCCGAACCACGAUCAUCUUCCUCCUCCCCCGCUCCUUACUCCUCCUCCCCCUCCUUUUCCACUCUCAAUUCAUCCUGUUCCUCGCCGAAACUGAGAGGACCCCUCCACGUGGGCCCAUUCACCCGAUUGUAAGUCCCUCCUCUGCUUCAGAAGUUCCAAUCUCUGCCCUCUGCUCCUCACUCCUACGCUUUUCCCGAGAUGUCCCACAGGCCAGGAAGCUUUGCCAUCUCAUUGGUUCUUGCAUGGCAAGUUUUGUCUCGAAUGGGAAUACCCUUGUGAUUGACUGAAGAUUGUGUGACUUUCUCGUAUGUGCUACCACAUUCUCCUCCCCAUACCCCCACAGUGGAAGCGCAUUUCAGAGGAAAGCCUGGACAGGCAUGCAGAAAAUGAAUGUGUGUAGACUUGGUGAAUGUUCGGAUGGUGAUGAGGAUUAAGAUAAAUUGGCGACAGACUGAUGACGGAUUUGGGGGUCCCAGAACAAGAAGAGAUUCCCUUAGACUGCGCCCCUAGACUGUAUGGACGACCUCUGAAGAUGGAGGGGACGCUUCACUUAUUCUACAGACUUUAGUGCCUUACAUCUCCACCCAUACCCCCUUAAAGAUGCAACCUGUCGAUUUAGCAUAGCGCCUCUGCUACUGUGUGUGUUAUGUGAGCCUGUCUAUUGUCGGUCAGGCAAGUGUGUAUGUCUGUGUGGUCUAGUCUUUUUUUCUCUGGGUUUGGAGAUCUUUGGAUUUUAUCCACAAAAGUUAGCAUUAUCAGGGGGGGGGGGGGAAACUUUCCUACAUCUUGAUAUGAAUUCCUGACAUUGAUUAUAGGCAUACUUCAUAUCAUGGUUAUUCACAAAGCCCCGGAGUUUUUUUUUGUACUGUAUUUUAAAAGAGGAUUAAAGCAGAAAAUAGGCUACAUUUUUAUUGCUACUAUAAUUGUAUUAUAGCUAUUUGAUAGCUAUUAUUUUAUGCACGCUGUGUAGAGUUAGGUCUUCCAUUUUGACAGACUUUUAUUCAAGUUCAUUUAGUCAGUGUUGUUCAUUCACACUAUAAAAGAUUCCUAGACAGAUUACUCUUUUUUUCCUCUGUCAACAAAGAGCAUUUGUGGACGGACUAGAGAUAAACCUCCCCUGUUUAAUUUGAGACUAGCUUUGCAACUUCAGAACAUUUCAGCCCAUUUGAACCUUCUAAAGGUUCUACCGGUCAAACUGUUACACGGUUAUGCAUGGGGAUCUCCACUACAGCUGUAGAUCUGUUUUUUGUUUGUGAUUUUAAUAGAGAUUGCAUGUCGGUGUGGAAGCAUGUUACUGUGUCUGUUGUGUGUCAUAAUGGAAGUAGGCCUACUCUCCCUUUUGCCUCUAAUACUGAUGGUUCUUAGCCAAGAGCUGCCUUUUUUUAAAUGGUCUAUUUCAUAGAAAGUGAGUUUCUUGUUAGUUUUUGCUUGUUUCCUUGAAAACCUGUAGUAAACAUAGUAGCUUCAAACCCACAAAACUACUUUGUCAACGCAAGUAUUAUUCUUAUUUUAAUUUUUUAAAGGAUUUUUAGACUUCUAACGCUGUUGGUUAUGGUGUUGCAUAGCUUCCAUGAUAUUACGUGGAGUUGUUAUGCAUGCAUGCUAACAAGUAGUUUUCCCUGCCCUUGUCUGUCUGUGUUAAACUGUAAUAUUCAGUGUAGACAACCUGACCACGUUCAGUUUACAGAGGCUUUAUAGCAUUUUCACCCACAGUUAACUCUUUGAUUAAGUUACUUUGUCUGUUAAACUUUUGUUUUAAGUAUUAGUUAGUCCCUUAAAAGGGGCAAUCCGCAGUUGAAACGAUAACGAAGUGCUUCUGUUUCGGUAAAAAGCUAAGGGGAUGCGGCUGGAAAAAAUGUAACCACUCUCAAAUUCAUAGACCGAGCUAUGGAUGCAAGGACUGUCCAUC